Molecule: messenger RNA, 1161 nt
Organism: Polypterus senegalus (gray bichir)
Lineage: Eukaryota; Metazoa; Chordata; Cladistia; Polypteriformes; Polypteridae
Product: tRNA selenocysteine 1-associated protein 1-like
Exons: 9
Coding region: 143-1003 (286 amino acids)
Biological process (GO): selenocysteine incorporation
Cellular component (GO): nucleus
Molecular function (GO): tRNA binding
Source: RefSeq, a predicted model, not a curated record
CGUCACAUAAAGCGCCGACUAAGUCAGCGGGAUGAUUGGUGUGCGCUGUGUCCUGGGUUGUGAAGGCACCAACAUGUUACCUUGUCCGUGACUGUCGGUGACCGCAGCUUUGGCUGGAGGAGCGACUUAAUCGGUGUGCACGAUGAGCACUUUAUGGAUGGGAAACCUUGAACCAUAUAUGGAUGAGAAGUUCAUUGCCCAAGCCUUUGUCACUAUGGGAGAGACUGUGACAGGAGUGAGAAUAAUCCGCAAUAGAAUUACUGGGAGCACUGCAGGCUACUGCUUUGUGGAGUUUGCAGACGAGGUCACAGCAGAAAGAUGUCUUCUGAAAAUCAAUGGAAAACCUCUUCCAGGAGCCACCCCUCCAAAAAGAUUCAAGUUAAACAGAGCUACUUAUGGAAAGCAAGCUGAUAAUAGUCCUGAGUAUUCUGUGUUUGUUGGUGACUUGACAUCAGAUGUGGAUGAUGGAAUGCUAUAUGAAUUCUUUCUUAGUCGGUAUCCAUCUUGUAGAGGAGGAAAAGUUGUUCUGGAUCACUUAGGUAACUCAAGGGGUUGUGGUUUUGUGAAAUUUAUGGAUGAAAGUGAGCAGAAACGGGUCCUUGAGGAAUGUCAGGGGAUACUGGGACUUGGAGGAAAGCCUCUACGACUGAGUCUGGCAAAAGCAAGCAAGAUUUGUCCAACCUCAAUGGGUUACCUCCAAACAUGUGACUACAACUAUAACCAGUACUAUGAACAAUACCAGAAUUACUAUGCACAGUGGGGCUAUGACCAGAAUACUGGCAGCUAUAGUUACAGUUACCCUCAGUAUGGCUACACACAGAGCACCAUGCAGUCCUAUGAAGAAGUAGAAGAUGAUGCCCUUGAAGAUCCAGCCCCCCAUACUGACGUUGAAGAAGCUAAUAGGCAGUUUGUGGAGCAAAGUGAAGAACUUUAUGAUGCAUUAAUGGACUGUCAGUGGCAGCCACUGGAUUCUGCAAGUGCUGAAAUCCCUGUGCACCUUUAAAUAGCGAUUCAAAACAAAAGCAGCUUCAAGCAAACUCUUAUCCUUCUUGUUUGUUUCUUCUGUGAAAGUGGCAAAUGAACUGCAACCACUAGUUGUGAACAAUACAUAACUGUACUUUUUUAGGUGUGUUGGCAUUAAAUGCUGUCAUCGUGUCUGUC